UGCUGUGUCACGUUGUACUAGUGCUAUUGUAGCUGCCUCGCCCACUCUCGCCGACAUGACCAGGACACACAGAUCGAGAAGAAUACGGUUGCCAACACUGGCCGCGUGCAUUGUCCUCCUCCAGCGGGGUAAUUGUUUCCUCUUGAUACCCAACACAGCAGCCAGAAGCGGCUCCCACCGGUUCCGAUCAACAGCAACAGCAACUCUGCACCGCGCUGCUGCUGCUCCAUCGCCAUUUUCACCAGCGCGAUGUAGGACGAGCGUGGUGGGCGGUAGGAGAGGGCGAGGAGGAGUGCAGAUGAUGGGGGGCGGGAACGCAGCAGCGGCUGCUGAAGCCUUGGAGGCCGAGGAGAAGGCGGAGCGGGAGGCCUUGAGGGCAAGGAAUGAUCAGGAGUGGCAGUUCUUCGACACGGCCAGGAUCAACGUCAAGGCGGGGAAGGGCGGCAAUGGGUGCAUCGCAACGCGGCGCGAGAAGGGCAUCUCCAUGGGGGGCCCUAACGGGGGUUCCGGCGGUCGCGGCGGCUCCAUCUUCCUCCGGUGCAGCGAGGGCCUCAAUACGCUGGCCAUGGUGCGCCACAAGGUGCACUACCGCGCCACGGACGGGCAGAACGGCCAGGGGAAGAGCCGGACAGGAAACUCGGGCGCGGACGUGUAUGUGUCGGCCCCGCUGGGCACGGUGGUGCGGGACCAGGAGGGCGUCCUCUGCGGGGAGCUGACCGAGCACGACCAGGAGCUGCUGGUCGCGCGGGGGGGCAGGGGGGGGCGGGGUAACGAGGCCUUCAAGACGAGCCGCUCCAAGAUCCCCAUGUUCGGGGAGAAGGGGGAGCCCGGCGGGGAGCGGUGGCUGUCCAUGGAGCUCAAGCUCGUCGCGGACGUGGGGUUCGUCGGGGUCCCGAACGCGGGCAAGAGCACCCUCCUGGCGGUGUCCUCGAACGCCAAGCCCAAGAUCGCGGACUACCCGUUCACCACGGUUACCCCAAACCUGGGGGUGUGCGACGUGCUCGGGGAUGAGGCCGAGGCCGGGAUGGACAAGGGGCUGGUGCUCGCGGACAUCCCGGGAUUGCUCGAGGGGGCACACGAGGGGGUGGGACUCGGGCUGGCGUUCCUGAGGCACGUGCAGAGGUGUCGCGUGCUGGUCCACCUGGUGAGCGGAGACAGCGUCGACCCCGUCGGGGACUACCGCGCCAUCCAGCAGGAGCUCGAGCUCUUCAGCCCCAAGCUCUUGAAGAAGCAGCAGGUAGUGGUGCUCACCAAGAUCGAUUUGCCUCACGUGAGGAGUAAACAGAAAGAACUCGAGAAUUUGAUAAAGGCGGAGUUGGACCACACCAGGUUUAUGUCCAUCAGCGCCGUUGCCGGCGAGAACACGCAAGAGCUGAUGCGGCGCCUCCGCAAGCUGGUGAACUCCCUCCCCCCCGUAGACGACCUGUUCGACGGGGAGGCAGUGAAGAUGCUCGACUCCCCGGCCGCGGAAGACACCGGCUUCAGCAUCGAAACGGACCCCAGCUACCCGGGGCAGUUCCGAGUCCACGGGGCCCGCAUCGUCCAGAUCGCCAGGAUGACAGAGUGGGACUACUACGAGGCGGUGCAAAGAUUCCAACGCGUGAUGGAAGCCAUGGGGGUGGACGCCGCCCUCAAGAAGGCAGGAGCACAAGCGGGCGACUUGAUAAUGAUCGAUGAAUGGGACUUCGACUACAAGCCGGACGUAGCGAGCGUGUACCUAGAAGGGCUUGAGAACGUCGGAGACUUCGGCGAUGACGGAGAUGAGGAUGGAGAUUGGGUGGAGAUGCCAUAACAGCAGUAGAGGACAAAACGCCUCGGUGGUCUCUGCACCACGGCCACGUGAAGCUUGGGGGGUUGACUUGGAGAGCUUUCGAAUAGUGGGGGCGUCUUUGCGGGAUAGAUACGUUGAGGGGUUUGGCUCGGAAAGGUUUCGAAUAUACUUUCGUUUGGAGCAUAGCUGGCACCAACAACCGCGACACCUGCCAAAUUCGAUGUAGCCGCAUCGGGUUGUGUGUAGUUGGUUACCGUAUAUGACACAAGAUAACACACCCCCUGGAC
Messenger RNA from Ectocarpus siliculosus, 2058 nucleotides. Lineage: Eukaryota; Phaeophyceae; Ectocarpales; Ectocarpaceae. The record is from the annotation of a GenBank genome assembly.